This is a messenger RNA of Ricinus communis (castor bean), 1727 nucleotides long. Its product is annotated as amino acid transporter AVT1H. Bases 54 to 1469 code for a protein of 471 amino acids. Gene Ontology annotation, biological process: amino acid transmembrane transport. The record is from RefSeq and is a predicted model, not a curated record. Gene Ontology annotation, cellular component: vacuolar membrane. Gene Ontology annotation, molecular function: amino acid transmembrane transporter activity. The transcript is spliced from 3 exons. Lineage: Eukaryota; Viridiplantae; Streptophyta; Magnoliopsida; Malpighiales; Euphorbiaceae.
GUAUCUCCAAGAAGCUUGAUUGCCUGAACUUUUCCAAAAUCCAGUUUUGCAAUAUGUUGGGGAAGAUAUGCAAGUCCAUCAGAAGAUUAUACUGCUCUGAGUCUAAUUGUCUCUCUCGUAGGAAUCAAAUAGCGAAUGAUCAGUCGUUGCAUAGUCAGAAUUUGGCUGCCAAAUGGGUGAUUUGUGAUGCUUGUAUAGAAGAAAACAAAGCCUGUAACUGUGAUCACAGAGUCGGAGAUUUGAAGUGUGCUGAGAUUCCACCUGCUGAACCUAAUGGUUCUUUCGCUCAUGCUGUCAUCAACAUGAUUGGAAUGCUCAUAGGGCUUGGGCAGUUAUCAACUCCAUAUGCUUUAGAAAAUGGAGGAUGGGCUUCAGUGUUCUUGCUUAUUGGACUCGGAGUAAUAUGUGCAUACACUUCUCAUUUACUUGGAAAAUGUCUUGACAGAAACCCCAAGUCAAGGAGCUAUUCUGAUAUUGGACAAGAAGCAUUUGGCACCAAAGGAAGAGUCCUGGCUGCAACUUUUAUCUACAUGGAGAUAUUCAUGGCCCUUGUAUCCUACACCAUUUCUCUCCAUGACAACAUUACAACUGUAUUCUUAGGGACAAAACUAAUGCUGUCAUGGGCCAAGUUAUCAACAUCUCAGCUGCUAACCAUGAUAGCUGUGCUGAUAGCACUUCCGAGUCUGUGGCUGAGAGACCUUUCUUCCAUAUCUUUCCUUUCAUCAGGCGGUAUUCUGAUGUCGUUUGUUAUUUUUAUGUCUGUCGUACUCACUGCUGCCUUUGGAGGUGUGAAAUCUAACCAUAGAAUACCAGGACUCCAGCUUCAGAACAUUCCUGCCAUAUCUGGCCUUUAUAUCUUCAGUUAUGCUGGCCACAUUGUUUUCCCUGACUUGUAUAAAUCCAUGAAGGAUCCUUCCAAAUUUACCAAGGUAUCGAUUGUGAGCUUUACAUUAGUAACAGCACUCUACACAGCUCUAGCAUUCAUGGGUGCAAAAUUGUUUGGUCCACAAGUUGGUUCCCAAAUCACACUCAGCAUGCCUCCGCAUCUCAUCUUCACCAAGAUUGCAUUAUGGGCAACUGUCCUGACACCCAUGACUAAAUAUGCCCUGGAAUUUGCACCAUUUGCUAUUCAAUUGGAGCACAAUCUUCCCGACACUAUGAGCUCAAGGAUGAAGAUGAUCAUAAGAGGAAUCGUGGGUUCACUUGUGGUACUUGUGGUCCUGGCACUGGCGCUAUCAGUUCCAUAUUUCGAGCAUGUUCUUGGGCUCACUGGCUCCUUGGUUAGUGUCAGUAUUUGCGUGAUUCUGCCUUGUGUUUUCUACGUCAAGAUUUCUUGGUCUCAGAUUUCUAGACCUCUCCUUCUGCUUAAUAUUGCCCUCAUUGCGUUUGGGUCCUUUCUUGGAGUAACUGGCACCAUCUCCACUUCAAAGUUGCUCAUAAAGACACUACUCAGAGCUCACUCAAAGUGAAGAUGAGAUUGUAAAGUUACAGGCAAUGGAUUUUGCAAUUUCCUGUUAUAUUUCUUUAUGUAACACUUAUAAGGGCAAAAACCAAAAAAUAAUGCAUUUUCAUGGGGCAUACCAAGUAGAAAGAUUGGAGUUUUAUAAGUCAUAUAUCAGGUUUUCCGUUGUUGAACUUUUCUUUAUUUCAGCCAUGGACAUCUAUGGGGGCAUCUACAGGACUACAAAUUUUCUUUUAAUGAUAUAUAAUACAAGGGUACUUUAUCA